AUGGGCCACGAACUUCGUGAACAUAUACCAGUCCUUAAUGUGCAGCCAAUCUUCCACCUGAUCGAAGCGGAAAUCCUAGAUCUUUCAUAUGAGGCAUUGGUACUGCAGGUUGAUGGUAAUGUGAGAUUGGAUAAAACAGCAAGAGACCCUGAUGCCUGGAGAGCUCGUAUUGGUGAUGAAGUGGUGGGCGGUCCUGAUGGCGACCCUCCUGGUCAAAUAGCAACUAAACUGGCAACGCAACCAACCGGUCCUGAGCUAAGAGAUAGGUGCACAAUGUCUCUAUGUGGAGAAUUGGGGACGCUUGGAGCCCCUGGAGCAAUGCCGAAAAUGAUACUAGCGGUUAGAGUUGAUGAACCUCAUGAUAACACACUUCAACCCCCUCCGCUUGGAAUUGCAGUUGGAAAGGAGAAUAAUGAUCACUUUUUGAGGAGAGGAGUUUCUCAUAUAAUGUCGCGCGCAAUGAACAUCAGAAGGGGAAUUCCUAGCAAUUUUGAUCCCAACGAUGAGGAUCAAGUCAAUGAAAACGAAUGGCAAAUGAGUACACCUCUAUCUAUUGCAUUUCCUCUGAUAGGAUGCAGAACUGGGUACGGAUAUAUUAACGCAGCCGAAAAUAUCCUGAGCGCAAUCAUUGGAUGGUAUCACGAUCCAAGAUACACCCCACAGUUUGGUAACGCUGCAAUGCGCGCUUUCAGCAUUCCAGAUAUAUAUCUUGUCAUUCCCCCAAGAACCUCUGUGAAUGUACGCACUCUCAAGCCUGCAUUGAUUCGAUCUGCCUGGGAAAAGGCAUGGGAUCGAUAUUUGCCACCUGCUAUUGGCAUUCCACCCGUACGUUAUUCUAAAGAUGUCGAAGAUAACCUGGCCGAUCAGGUUCGACAACACGCGACCAACUAUUGGAAACCAGGUCUUGGUCAGGUGUUAUUGAUUGAUGGUGUGGAUGAUGCGGCAGGAGGAUUUCCAUUAAACCUCACCCCGUGGGUACCAGAGACCAUCACUGCUUCCUGGAUCAGACGUAAUUGUAGAGUUCUUAGAGGAGGCAGAAUAAAGAGAUUGACUACAAUUUGA
Botrytis deweyae is the source of this 1062-nucleotide messenger RNA. RefSeq lists its product as uncharacterized. The coding region runs from base 1 to 1062 and encodes 353 amino acids. The record is from RefSeq and is a predicted model, not a curated record. NCBI's taxonomy places the organism in Eukaryota, Fungi, Ascomycota, Leotiomycetes, Helotiales, Sclerotiniaceae. The transcript is spliced from 4 exons.